Molecule: messenger RNA, 1989 nt
Organism: Prunus armeniaca (apricot)
Lineage: Eukaryota; Viridiplantae; Streptophyta; Magnoliopsida; Rosales; Rosaceae
Source: the annotation of a GenBank genome assembly
AUGAAAUCCUUGACUCUCAAAAUUUCCAGAACCCAUUCAUCAUCUUCCCGAACCCAACUAAACAAACCUCUAAUUGAGAAAACUUUCUUCAAGUCCAACACCAAAGACGGCCUCAUAAGCCGCUUGUGCAAGGACGGAAAAUUCAAAGAAGCCAUAGACAUUCUUUGCGAGCAAAAGCGCUUGGCAGAAGCGGUUCAGUUGCUCAACCGAAUAGAUAGGCCCUCUGCUUCUAUAUACUCGACCCUGUUGCAGCUUUGUCUUCAACAACGAGCUCUUGUGCAGGGCAAAUUGGUCCAUGCCCACACAAAAGUGUCUGGGUUCGUGCCCGGGCUGUUCAUUUGUAAUCGUUUAAUUGACUUGUAUGCAAAAUGUGGGAGUCUUCUGGAUGCCCAGAAGGUUUUUGAUGAAAUGUCUGAGAGAGAUUUGUGUUCUUGGAAUACUAUGAUUUCUGGGUAUGCCAAAGUAGGGCAGGUUGGUGAAGCUAGGAAACUGUUUGAUGAAAUGCCUGAGAAAGAUAAUUUUUCUUGGACCGCAAUGAUAUCAGGGUAUGUUCACCAUGAAAGGCCUAAAGAGGCUUUGCAGUUGUAUAGGACGAUGCAAAGGCACGAUAAUUCAAAGUCUAAUAAGUUCACAGUGUCUAGUGCUCUAGCUGCUUCAGCAGCCAUCCAGAGUUUAAGAUUGGGGAAGGAGAUUCAUGGUUAUAUAAUGCGAACUGGGUUGGACUCGGAUGAGGUGGUUUGGAGUGCCUUGUCAGAUAUGUAUGGAAAAUGUGGGAGUAUAGACGAAGCUAAGCGCAUUUUUGAUAAGAUGGUGAAUCGAGAUGUUGUUUCGUGGACAGCCAUGAUUGAUAGAUAUUUUGAGGAUGGGAAGAGGGAAGAGGGAUUUGCUUUGUUCUCGGACUUGAUGAAGUCGGGCAUUAGGCCGAAUGAGUUCACCUUUGCAGGGGUUUUGAAUGCCUGCGCUCAUCAUGCCGCUGAGAACCUGGGCAAGCAGGUUCAUGGGUACAUGACACGGAUAGGAUUUGACCCCUUGUCGUUUGCAUCAAGUGCCCUUGUUCAUAUGUAUUCGAAGUGUGGAAAUACAGUGAAUGCAAAUAAGGUGUUUAAAGGGAUGCCCCAUCCAGAUGUGGUUUCAUGGACUUCCCUGAUCGUCGGAUAUGCUCAGAAUGGUCAACCUUAUGAGGCUCUUCAGUUGUUUGAAUUGUUACUUAAAUCAGGUACUAAGCCUGAUCACAUUACUUUUGUAGGUGUUCUUUCCGCUUGUACUCAUGCUGGCUUAGUUGAAAAGGGACUUGAAUAUUUCCAUUCAAUUAAGGCAAAACAUGGUUUACCACAUACUGCGGAUCACUAUGCCUGUGUAGUUGAUUUAUUGGCUCGAGCUGGCCGAUUUGAAGAGGCUGAGAAUUUUAUCAAUGAAAUGCCAAUGAAGCCGGAUAAGUUCUUGUGGGCUUCCUUAAUUGGUGGUUGUCGAAUUCAUGGAAACCUCAAGCUGGCAAAGCGAGCUGCAGAAGCAUUGUUUGAGAUAGAACCUGAGAAUCCUGCUACUUAUAUUACUCUAGCCAACAUUUAUGCUACUGGUGGCAUGUGGGAUGAAGUAACAAAGGUCAGAAAAACAAUGGAUGAAAGAGGGUUAAUAAAGAAACCAGGUUUGAGUUGGAUUGAGAUCAAGAGGGAGGUGCAUGUUUUCUUAGUAGGAGACAAGUCCCACCUGAGAUAUGAUGAAAUACAUUUCUUUUUGCAUGAGCUUUCAAAGAGGAUGAAGGAAGAAGGGUAUGUCCCUGACACAAAUUUUGUGCUGCAUGAUGUUGAGGAGGAGCAGAAAGAGCAGAACCUCUCCUACCACAGUGAGAAGCUUGCAGUUGCGUUUGGCAUCAUUUCUACUCCACCAGGAACACCAAUCAAGAUUGCUAACAGAAAAAUAAUAGUGCGGGAUUCAAAUCGGUUCCAUUGUUUUGAGGAUGGGAACUGCUCAUGUCGUGACUAUUGGUGA